This is a messenger RNA of Helobdella robusta, 378 nucleotides long. RefSeq lists its product as hypothetical. NCBI's taxonomy places the organism in Eukaryota, Metazoa, Annelida, Clitellata, Rhynchobdellida, Glossiphoniidae. Bases 1 to 378 code for a protein of 125 amino acids. The transcript is spliced from 2 exons. The record is from RefSeq and is a predicted model, not a curated record.
AUGAUACAUUCUCAAUCUGGACGAAGAUACCGACACCUCUACUACAUUAAUAACAAGCAAGGAAGACUUCCAGGCAAAAGGGAAAGAGAUACAAAGAAGAAAAAUGAAAAAUUGGUGUCAGAAAAUAAUAAAAUGCCUGCCAGAAACACUGAAAACAAUGACAUCCUAAUCUUUGAUGAUGCACCAGUCAUGCCAUGCAACACGAAAUCGUCUACAUAUGGUAGAGAAGAUAGAAAAUUUAAGACUUUGGAAUAUGAUGAAAACACGAAUGGAAAGAGAGCGUCAUAUUUUCAAAGUUUUGUUGAUGUUGAUAAUGAUGACGAAGAGAACACAAACCCACAGAAACAGAUCCGCAGUAGAGAUUAUCAAAAAAGUUAA